AUCAGCUGUUGGGUCCAGAUCGUCCAGAUCCAUAACAAACUUCAAUCCAAGGCCGGAGGGAGCGUCCAUGCUUUGAAAUCGACUCCAAAUCAUUGUCAUCGCCCCUAUGAUCUCUCAUGCUCGACUCGCCUUGACUCACUUGCCCACAGCAGCGGGUACCGUGAACUGUAUGACAAGCAGGCACCAGGGGUGAUUGGAACCCGGUGAAUGGGUCACUGAUCACCGUGGCCGGACCCAUGGAUGAAUGGCCGCCUGGCUUCUCCGCGUGUGGCAUUGGUGGGGCUCUUGGCUGUAUUGGCUCAUGUGGGGUGGGGGCUCAACCGCCCGCACAUCGGGUCUGCCCGUCACCAUCCGCACGGAGCAAGGCCAAAAUUUGUCCGUUCACAUCCAACUCACCUGGGAUAUGCGGCAAGUCCAAUCCGCCGUUUUGGCUCAGCUCGGCCUACCCGCGGCCACGCCCAUUCGUUUGAUCCUGGCUGGUCGUCGUCUCGCACCCGAGGUCCGCGUGGGCGAUUGUGAUUUGGGGGCGGGCACCACCUUACACGCCAUUCGGGUCCUGACCCACUGUCCCGAGCAGGCCGAUGAUGGGACCCAGCACCGGCCGCUGAAUCAGUCCUUGGUGGAUUUGGAGAUCUCGGGUGGGGCUCGCACCCAGCCGGCCAGUUCACCCGAGGCUCAAGCCCGGCGAUUAGCUCAUUUCUAUGUGUAUUGUGACGCCCCUUGCCAUGCACUCCAACCCGGCAAGUUGCGCGUACGAUGCGCGUCCUGUCAAGAUGGCGGCAUCGUUUUAGCCGGAGAACCCACGGGUUGGUCCGAUGUCUUGGUCCCGGAUCGGAUUCAAGGCACUUGCAAUUUGGCCGCUUGCCCAACCCGGGGCACAUUGAGUUGGGCCCGGUUCUAUUUCAAGUGCGCCUCCCAUCCGGCUUCCGAGGACACGCCGCCAUUGUACUUGAUCCGCUCCAACUUGUACGAUGUGCCUUGCUUGGCGUGUUUGGACGUGGGCCAGCCCGUAGUGGUAUUUGAGUGUCCAGAGAAGCACGUCAGUUGCGUCGAAUGCUUCCAGAAUUAUUGCCGCACCCGAUUGAAUGAACGGCAGUUUCAGCUCCAUCCUGACCACGGCUAUACUCUACCUUGUCCGGUAGGCUGUGCGGACUCUUUGGUGCGCGAAACGCGUCAUUUCAAACUGAUAGGGGACCACGAUUACGAGCGCUAUCAACGCUUUGGCACCGAAGAGUUUGUGCUCCAAUCCGGUGGUGUCUUAUGCCCACGGCCCGAUUGCGGCAUGGGCAUCAUCAUGGACGAGCCUUGUCGUCGGGUGGUGUGCGAAAAUGGCUGCGGAUUUGCCUUCUGUCGUGACUGCUUACAGGGCUAUCAUAUAGGCGAGUGCGAGGCUCAAACUGAGACCGAGUCAGAUGCAGCCCAAAGUUUAAUGGCCGUGGGCGAAAACGCCGUUCGAGCCCGGUGGGUCAACGCUGACCCUAGUUCAUUGGCCAUUCAACUCACCACGAAGCCGUGCCCCAAGUGUCGCACUCCAACGGAAAGAUCUGGUGGCUGCAUGCAUAUGGUGUGCACCAAAGCGGCGUGCGGCUUCCAUUGGUGUUGGAUUUGUCAGACUGAAUGGACCCGUGAUUGCAUGGCCAGUCAUUGGUUCGGAUAACAUUAUAAUCCCUGUGAUAAAGUAUUCACAAAAAAAAAAAAUACUAGUCCUAUUUGUACUCGCCUCAUAUCAGUUGUCCUUUCGGGCUAAGAA
This is a messenger RNA of Tigriopus californicus, 1750 nucleotides long. It is a transcript of the gene park, whose product is annotated as E3 ubiquitin-protein ligase parkin-like. Gene Ontology annotation, cellular component: cytosol; ubiquitin ligase complex; Golgi apparatus. The record is from RefSeq and is a predicted model, not a curated record. The coding region runs from base 245 to 1657 and encodes 470 amino acids. Gene Ontology annotation, biological process: regulation of mitochondrion organization; ubiquitin-dependent protein catabolic process; regulation of cellular response to oxidative stress. The transcript is spliced from 2 exons. Lineage: Eukaryota; Metazoa; Arthropoda; Copepoda; Harpacticoida; Harpacticidae. Gene Ontology annotation, molecular function: zinc ion binding; ubiquitin protein ligase activity; ubiquitin conjugating enzyme binding.